This is a messenger RNA of Schistocerca serialis cubense, 816 nucleotides long. RefSeq lists its product as uncharacterized. Bases 1 to 816 code for a protein of 271 amino acids. The transcript is spliced from 2 exons. The record is from RefSeq and is a predicted model, not a curated record. Lineage: Eukaryota; Metazoa; Arthropoda; Insecta; Orthoptera; Acrididae.
AUGAAUGUCGAGUACGCAAAUGCUGAAGGACUUGGCUAUGGAAGUCUCAAGUUCAGACUCACUGUGUUCCUGAGCUAUGAAGGCAAUGAGAAGAUUCAGAAGAAAACCCUGAUAGUGAAAACAGUUCUUGAGUCUGGUCAGCUGAAGGAUCUGACAGAAAAAUGCGGUGUUUUCAAGGUCGAAGCAGAAAUGUUGUUCGAUGUCAUGCCAAAGAUCCAUGAGCAGUUGGCGGUGCUGGAGGGUGAAGAGUUCCGGCCACUGGGAGCCAGUUGCUACCAAUGGGGCCGGGAGCCCGCGACUUACAUCGUGCUGGAGGACCUCUCACCUACUGGCUUCAGGCUGGCUCAGGCUGGCCAACCGCUAGACUUGAAACCCUGUGCAGUGACGCUGCGAGCAUACGCUCGGCUGCACGCCGCUUCAGCCUACCUGCUCACUAAACAGCCCCGCUACAAGGAGAAGUUCUGUGUACACAUGUUCACAGAGGAAAACUUUCUGCAGCAUUUGGCACCUGGAGCCAAAAUGUCAUUGAAAGCACUAGCAAACGAGUUAGACAAAUGUUCUGGCUACGAGCAAUAUUCAGAAAGAUACAGGGCAUUGGCUGAAUGCUUUCUCGACGUUGCAUGCGAAAGAAUGGAGCAGAUCAAGACGCAAACAAAUCUUUCAGUUUUGACUCACGGUGACUGCUGGAAGAACAACAUGAUGUUUAAAUAUGUGAAUGGAGAAGUUUCAGAAGUCUGCCUGGUUGAUUUUCAGGCAAUCCAGUCACAAGAUAAAAGGCUGAAGGAUCAUUUACAUAAAUCCAGUGAAAACGGCUAA